AUGAGCACACGAUGGCUCAUUAUCGGAUUUACACUUUCAAAUUUUUGUUAUGGAGCUCCUACAACCCUUCCUGAACAUUUAUCAUCUGAUCAACUCAUUCCCAUUGUUAAACAACCAACUGAAACACCAGAAGAAGUUUUUCUUCGACUUGAUCGAAAUGAGGACAAUCACAUCAGUUUUUCCGAGUUUCUCAUGAAAGACGUUGAAUAUGUUCACAAAAAGAUGAAAGAAUAUAUGCAAUCGGAUAUUAAUGGGGAUAAUAUAAUUGAUUUCGAAGAGUUUCUUCAAUCAAUGAAUGCUCAGAAAACGCUAGAGAAAGCCCGAGAAGCGAAACGUUUAGAUCAGAAACAAAAAGAGGAAGAAGGCUCUGAAGAAUUUCUGAAAGAUCAGCCUUCUGACGAAAAAGUCGCAAGUGAAGAGAUUGAAGAAAUGAAACUCGAUAAGGACACUGAGAGAUUAUUGCGAAGAGCUAAUGCUGAUGCUUUUGAGCUUUACGAUGAAGAUGGUGACGGUGUCUUGAAUGAGGAUGAGAUUGUUUUUAUGGUUCAAGAUUAUCUCGAAGCUGCUCUUCUUGUCACUCCAAAGAAACUUAUUGAAGAAUAUGACAUGAAUGGAGAUGGAGGAUUGAAUCGAAAGGAAAUGUGGCUUCUUGAAAAAGAUAUGCCUGAAGAUCUGAUUGAGUCAUUCAUCUCAUUCAACGAUGAUCUUGAUGGAUUAUAUGUUGACGAUUCCAUUGAUCUCGAUUCCUCUGAGAAAAACGUUGUCAUUUACAACAAAUAUCACAAGAAUGAAAAAGAUGAUUUCACAGUGCAAAUUGAUGACGAA
Mesorhabditis belari is the source of this 825-nucleotide messenger RNA. The record is from the annotation of a GenBank genome assembly. NCBI's taxonomy places the organism in Eukaryota, Metazoa, Nematoda, Chromadorea, Rhabditida, Rhabditidae.